This is a messenger RNA of Chelonia mydas (Green sea turtle), 2082 nucleotides long. Its product is annotated as hemicentin-2. NCBI's taxonomy places the organism in Eukaryota, Metazoa, Chordata, Testudines, Cheloniidae. The transcript is spliced from 4 exons. The record is from RefSeq and is a predicted model, not a curated record. Bases 972 to 1805 code for a protein of 277 amino acids.
CUGGGCAGACCCUGCCAUGGAGGGUGCCCCCUUGUCUCACGCUGCCCCGUGGUGUUGGGGAAAACGAGGGCUUCCCCAUGGAGGGAGUGCUCUGUCCCGGAGAUCAUCCAGGCAGAAAGGGCGCUAGGGCCUGCCGAGCACGUAGAUUUCCGAGCAGGGGCCCUUGUCCCUACAGUGGACGGCUGUCUGGGUUUGUGGUUAAGGCACAUGCUGGGGAACGGUUUUGCACUGGGCACUGCUAGGGCCAGUCACAAAUCAGGCCUGUAUGCUUCAGAUCUGACGGCCAGGAGGGACCUGAGGCGGAGCUGCUGCCUAGCACAGUCCAGAGAAUUCCACCCCGUCACCCUGCACGGAGCCCAUGGCUUGUGUCUGGCUAAAGCGUCACUUCCAGAAAGGCUGGAGAGCUACUGGCCCGGGUCAGGGUGGGGGUUGCAGUUGCACUGACCCAGUGGGAAUUCUGUGCAGGACCUUGAAUUCCAGGUGCUCCCCGGUGCAGGGGCGGCAUAACAACAUGGCUAGCCCCCAUUGGAGGAAGCAGCAUGGGCCAGGGAGCCCUCGCCUUCCUCCUCCCCAGGGUAGCUGUUCUUGUGCUCGGGCCAGGGGAAGGGCAGCGACCGAGACCAGGGGUGAGUGGUUGAAAGGAUGGGAGGCUCAUUACGCUCCCCUUUCCGCUACAGUACCUGGUCGGGAGCCAGACCCCACCGGGCUCUCUGUGCCUCAGUUUCCCCACAGGUUGGCCAUUUUGCAGAUGGGGCUAAAGCUGCUGCUGUUUGUAAAGCUCUGCGGUGGGAGGGAGGAAAGGUAGACUGUUGCAAAGAGAGAAUGACAUGACGUGUGGAGGAAGUAACACUGAGAGCUUGUGGUCCAAGGGAGCUGCAGCUAUGUAGAGGUGACUGUCGUCUCAGUGUCUUCUUCAGCGGCGACGGGGGAAGCAAAGCUCCCAGGAGGCAGAUCCCCCCUGCUGCGAGAGCAUGGGCUGGGGCCGUGCUCAGCUCCCCCUGCUUGCUCUCCUGGCUCUAGCCCUCCAAGCCCCAGAUCCUGGAUUAACCCAAGCACUGACUCCCCGCCGCCAGGUGAAUGGGAUUCUGGGAGGAUCGGUCGUGCUGUCUGUGGAUCUAUCCCCUGGGAAAAAGGUGAAAGAAAUCGAAUGGAGUUUCAGUGCUGGGACAGGUGUGACGAUCCAGCUGGCUGAGUUCAAUGGAGGGAAGUUUGAGCGACCCGAUCCCAGCGACAGAUUUCAGCAGAGGCUAGAAAUGUACGAGACCUCACUGAGGAUCAAGGCUCUGGAGCUGGGUGAUAGCGGAGUUUAUGAGGCCCGGGUUAAGAUCGUACCAGCAACUGUGGAAGAUCAGGCCUUUCUCCUCGCGGUCUGUGAGCCCGUUCCAAUGCCAAAGAUAUGGAUUCACUCGCUCUCCAGCACGGCUGAUGGGUGCAAUGUCACUCUGCAGUGUCAGGCGUCUGGCAGGGAAGAGGUUAAUGUCUCCUGGACGAGAGGGAACCCGCCCCGAGGCCUGGGCAAUUCUGAGCGGUACCAGCUGGCCCCUGAUGGCAGGACCCUCCGCCUGUCUCUGCAGCCCAACCCCCUGAACUCUACCUUCACCUGCACGGCCAACAACCCUGGGGACCAGAAGAGCAUCUCUCCUGACCUGCAGAGCGUCUGCCAAAGCGGAGGUUUCAACCUGUGGUCUCUGCGGAGCUGUUCCAGGCAUGGUGCAGGGAAGGCAAGGCGGACCCUGCAUGCAGACCACGGAAAGGGGCAGCUGACGGUCUGUCGAGCUAGGUACUUGAAUGACCUCCACCGCUGAAGUACCUGCCAGGACUUGGAAACAGCCAGUACCAUGGUCGGUAUUACAGCGCUGCAGCAGGAUGGCCUCACCACUGCAGUGUAGACGUACCCUGAGGGCCUUUUGCCUCAUUCUGGCCGCACCAAGUGGGUAGAAUGAAAAGGGGUAGAAAUUACAGUUACAUUCACUUUAAGGCUGCUCUAGGUUUCCAGGGCCAUGUAAAGGGGCCUCAUUGUCGAUGUUUAUGUGUAACCAAGGAAGUCGUUUACACCAGAAUAAAGUCAUUUCUCUUCCAGCA